GGUGGUUUGUGCUCCCGUAAACAAAGGCCCAUAUGGCGCUAGAGCGCCUGAGUCAGCCGGAAAGUGGCCGCUCUCGUUCACUCUUUGGUUCAAAGCUGCGACAGCCGCCUCAGUCUUCUUCCCACAGCAACCUCCUCGCCGCCGAUAGCCACGCUUCAGGGCGAGUAUUUCGACCAGAGCACAUUCCGCAUCCUCCCGCCCCCCACUAAGUCGAAAUCCUUCGACCCGCGGAAAAGAAGGCGCAGCCACGAUGGCAUCUCCCUCCAGCUACGAAAACGACCAGAAGCAGGACGACAGCAAGAAGAUUCUCUUCCGCUUCUGCUCAGAAUGCUCCAACCUGCUGUUCCCCCGCGAAGACAAAGCCGAGAACAAGCUGCUAUUCGCCUGCCGGACGUGCUCUUUCGCAGAGGAAGCGCCCUCUUCAUGCGUCAUGCGCCACGAAAUCGCAUCAACAGUCGGAGACACGGCCGGCGUCACCUCAGACAUUGGGCAGGAUCCUACGGUUGGUCUCUCCCGUUCACUUUCCCACACCAGCCUCGGCGAAGCAUUUCCGACGCUUUGCACCAUGUGCGGCCAGGACAUUGUCUGCGAGGAAUGCGGUGAGGAGUCGGCUCCGGGCCUGGUGCUCGAGACCGAAGAUGAACACGAGCUGCACACGAAUGCCCAGCUCGGAGUUGACAAGCAAUCCUCAAAGAAAUGAGCAUUCUCGCACGUUGCUUCGUCGCUUGCCUGCUCGUCUUUGACGCUGCUUGCUGACUCUGCUCGCAUCUAGUUGCCGCGCGUCCAGAAAGCGUGCCCCAGCUGCGGCGAGCACGACGUCGUGUUCUUCCAGUCCCAGCAGCGAACUGCUGACACUGGCAUGAAACUGUACUUUGUGUGUGUAACGUGCGGUCACGUCUGGCAGUGAAG
Trematosphaeria pertusa is the source of this 909-nucleotide messenger RNA. Its product is annotated as DNA-directed RNA polymeras-like protein II subunit RPB9. Gene Ontology annotation, biological process: DNA-templated transcription; transcription initiation at RNA polymerase II promoter; maintenance of transcriptional fidelity during transcription elongation by RNA polymerase II. Gene Ontology annotation, cellular component: RNA polymerase II, core complex. The transcript has 3 exons. Lineage: Eukaryota; Fungi; Ascomycota; Dothideomycetes; Pleosporales; Trematosphaeriaceae. The record is from RefSeq and is a predicted model, not a curated record. Bases 251 to 700 code for a protein of 149 amino acids. Gene Ontology annotation, molecular function: DNA-directed RNA polymerase activity.